Messenger RNA from Fukomys damarensis (Damara mole-rat), 937 nucleotides. Its product is annotated as UPF0428 protein CXorf56. The record is from RefSeq and is a predicted model, not a curated record. The transcript has a single exon. NCBI's taxonomy places the organism in Eukaryota, Metazoa, Chordata, Mammalia, Rodentia, Bathyergidae. Bases 74 to 742 code for a protein of 222 amino acids.
AUUGGUGCGUGCCUGUGGCGUCAUUGGCGCGCGUCCGUUUUGCCGCGGCGUGUUCCGGUUGCUCCCGGGGACGAUGCCUAAAGUGGUGUCUCGGUCGGUGGUCUGCUCAGACACCCGGGACCGUGAGGAAUAUGACGACGGCGAGAAGCCUCUCCACGUCUACUACUGUUUGUGCGGCCAGAUGGUCCUGGUUCUGGACUGUCAGCUAGAGAAGUUGCCCAUGAGACCCCGGGACAGAGCCCGUGUGAUUGAUGCUGCCAAACAUGCCCACAAGUUUUGUAACACCGAAGACGAGGAGACUGUCUAUCUUCGGAGGCCGGAAGGCAUCGAACGACAGUACAGGAAGAAGUGUGCAAAGUGCGGGCUCCUGCUGUUCUACCAGUCCCAGCCGAAGAAUGCCACCGUGACCUUCAUUGUGGAUGGAGCAGUGGUGAAGUUUGGCCAGGGUUUUGGGAAAACAAAUAUUUAUACCCAGAAACAAGAGCCUCCCAAGAAGGUGAUGAUGACCAAACGGACUAAGGACAUGGGCAAGUUCAGCUCUGUCACCGUGUCUACCAUUGACGAAGAGGAGGAGGAGAUUGAGGCUAGAGAAGUCGCUGAUUCCUAUGCCCAGAAUGCCAAAGUGAUUGAGAAACAGCUGGAGCGCAAAGGCAUGAGCAAGAGACGACUGCAAGAGCUGGCGGAACUAGAAGCCAAGAAAGCGAAAAUGAAGGGGACUUUGAUUGACAACCAGUUCAAAUGAGCAGGACCUCGCUGUGAGCCUGGACCAGAGGCAAGCAUUUAGAUCGCGAAGAAAAAUAAUUGCUUGUUUGCGUGGAUUCGUUUCUAUUUAUGCCCCAGGAGGGGGCUCUGUGUUGCUUUCCGUUGAUUCGCCUCCAUUCAGUAAGGUCUUUGAGUCCGUUUGACCUGCUUUCUAUGCAAUACAUUGUUCCGUAUC